Molecule: messenger RNA, 2641 nt
Organism: Tupaia belangeri chinensis (Chinese tree shrew)
Lineage: Eukaryota; Metazoa; Chordata; Mammalia; Scandentia; Tupaiidae
Product: multidrug and toxin extrusion protein 1
Biological process (GO): xenobiotic detoxification by transmembrane export across the plasma membrane
Cellular component (GO): membrane
Molecular function (GO): xenobiotic transmembrane transporter activity; antiporter activity
Source: RefSeq, a predicted model, not a curated record
UUCCUAGCCCAGCUGAUGGUGUUCCUGAUCAGUUUCGUGAGCUCCGUGUUCUGCGGCCACCUGGGCAAGCUGGAACUGGACGCCGUCACCCUGGCCAUCGCGGUGAUCAACGUCACUGGCAUCUCCGUGGGAUUCGGCUUGUCUUCUGCCUGCGACACCCUCAUCUCCCAGACCUACGGGAGCCGGAACCUGAAGCACGUGGGCGUGAUCCUGCAGCGGGGCGCGCUGGUGCUGCUGCUCUGCUGCUUCCCCUGCUGGGCGCUCUUCCUCAACACCCAGCACCUGCUGCUGCUGCUCCGCCAGGACCCCGCCGUGGCCAGGCUCACCCAGACUUAUGUCAUGGUCUUCAUCCCAGCUCUUCCUGCCACCUUUCUUUAUACAUUACAAGUUAAAUACUUGCUCAACCAGGGAAUCGUCCUGCCCCAGAUCGUGACUGGAGUUGCAGCCAACCUCAUCAAUGCCCUCGCCAACUAUGUAUUUCUCCACCAGCUGCAUCUCGGGGUGAUGGGCUCUGCGCUGGCGAACACGCUUUCCCAGUUCACCCUGGCUCUGUUCCUCUUCGUCUACAUCCUCGGGAGAAAGCUGCACCGAGCCACCUGGGGAGGGUGGUCCCGCGAGUGCCUGCAGGACUGGGCCUCCUUCCUGCGCCUGGCCAUCCCCAGCAUGCUGAUGCUGUGCAUCGAGUGGUGGGCCUACGAGAUCGGCAGCUUCCUGAGCGGCAUCCUCGGCAUGGUGGAGCUGGGGGCGCAGUCGGUCGUGUACGAGCUGGCCGUCAUCGUGUACAUGAUCCCCACAGGCUUCAGCGUGGCUGCCAGUGUCCGUGUUGGGAACGCACUGGGUGCUGGAAACAUCGAACAGGCCAGGAAGUCCUCCGCGGUGGCUCUGCUGGUCACAGAGCUCUUUGCUGCGGCCUUCUGUGCUCUGCUGAUCAGCAGCAAGGAUCUUGUGGGGUACAUUUUCACUACGGACAGAGACAUCGUCACCCUGGUGGCUCAGGUGGUCCCCAUCUACGCCGUGUCCCACCUCUUCGAAGGUCUUGCCUGCACGAGCGGUGGCAUCCUGCGAGGAAGCGGGAACCAGAAGGUCGGUGCCAUCGUUAAUGCCAUCGGGUACUACGUGGUGGGGCUCCCCAUCGGGAUUGCGCUGAUGUUCGCGGCCAACCUUGGAGUGCUGGAAAGAGAGGCAUCCACAACAGAGUCUUCGCAAUCCAUCUGUCUGCAGCCUGGCCAGCCAAUCACAGGUCUGUGGUCUGGCAUCGUGGUCUGCGCCGUCUCACAAGCCGUGUGUUUCGUGGGCUUCAUCGCUCGGCUGAACUGGAAGAAGGCCUGUCAGCAGGCUCAGGUCCACGCCAAUGUGAAACCAAAUACGGCCCAGAGCGGGGACUCCACGCAGGAGCCGCUUCACUCAGAAGGCCCGGAAAACCACGGAGGAAUUUUACUGAAUGAUGUGGACAAUAAGGAUGAGCCUCGGCCGGAUCAGCAGACGCACCAGGAGGAAGCUGUGCGGGCCCACCCGGAGGACAGCGCCCCGCUCUCCUGCAAACAGCUGGUGCUGCACAGGGGGCUCCUGCUUCUCGGGCUCGUUCUCGUCUUGCUGGUGGGAAUUUUAGUGAGAGUAUGUGUCCGAGUUCAGUGACACAGAAAGUCAGGUCAGUUACUUGACAGCUUCACAGACGAUUCCAAGGCCCUGCAGUGGCGACUCAUUCUCAGUUAAAGUAAUUCAGGCCACGGAGUUCAAGACUUGGGAUUCCACAAACAGAUGGGUAGGGAGAUACAUGCUGUGUGUGUGUGUGUUUAAGUGAGAGACCGAAUGAGGUAUUUUUGACAGUCUUGCCACUUCGCAAUCCUUCUGCCUAGGCUCCCCAUUAGCCAAGGCUACAGGUGCACACCACCGUGCCCAGUCUGUUUUAGGCCCAGCUGGACCUGAACCCGGGCCUCCCAUGUGGCCUCCGCCUCUGAGCAACAUCUGAGAAGCACGUGCCACCGCGGCUGGGCCUAAAGAUAUUCUUUUCUGCGGAAGAGAAAGAACCAAGACAUAAACUUUAUUCUGGUCCAAGGCAAUGUCUGAAAAAUAACGUCUAAGUAAAAGCUCCUCUCCCGCCGUCUCAACCAAGGACCACAGUGCACGGUGCAUUGCUGUGUGGCUUUGCUACUUCCGCUCACUGUGUUUGUAGCUGAGCCCAUAUGCUAAGCACUGUUAAACUGUAUGGGCUUGCAAAAGGCCUCCCCACUCCUGUCUGGGUCCCAUAAGUGACCUCGCGAAGUCUGCUUCCUUAGUUAGGUUGCUAAGUUAGAGCCAAUUCCCAGCAGACACCCUUCAGUCACCCACGGCCCAUCCUUCACACUGAGCUCGGCAGGCCACCAUCAAGCUACACCCAAUCCAAUGACUUCUCUACCUCAUCCCCAUCCCCUCACUUCCUUUUUUUGUACAUCCUUUUCCCUUUCUUGCGCAUGAAUGUCACCCACGUGGCUAUCUGGAGUUUCUGGGAAGCCAUUCUAGUGGCUUCUUGAUUUGAACCUUUUUUUUUUUUUUUUCUUAAUUAAACUCUACUACAUUUCAUUGUCUGAGGUUUUUCUUUCCAUAGCACUUAAGGAUUCUUACUGCCUGAAUUAUUUAAAAUGUAUUUUAUAUGCUAUCUUUC